This is a messenger RNA of Gilbertella persicaria, 905 nucleotides long. RefSeq lists its product as uncharacterized. The record is from RefSeq and is a predicted model, not a curated record. Lineage: Eukaryota; Fungi; Mucoromycota; Mucoromycetes; Mucorales; Choanephoraceae. The coding region runs from base 30 to 854 and encodes 274 amino acids. The transcript has 2 exons.
UUUCUUUGAAAAUAUCUUACAAUACAAAUAUGUCACAAGUUUCAAUCUAUCAAACUCAACCAUUUGGUCCCAACAGAAGCAUGAGACGUCAAUUAGAACGCUCACAUACCAAAAUUCAACGUCGCGAAGAAAAGAAAUUACAGAAAAAUGCUCCCAAUGGCAGCAAGUACAAUUCUAAAAAGUCUCAUAAAAUCGUACCGCUCAAGCCAAGUGCCUCUUUCAAGAAACCACUGAUUACCUCUCAGGCCAAAAACAAUAAAACGGAUACUCCUAUUAAUGAGAUAUCGGAAGAAACCGAAGUAAUAGGUGAGAUUGAGGUAGCGCCUCAGGUUGUAACAGUAACCAGAGAUGUGAUCACUGAAAAUACUACAUUGGACUUGGAAAAAAUGAAUGAAGAUGAUAAUCAGUCUUCUACACAGGAUGAUGGUAGCCAGGAGCCAAAGACUGUUUCAUCAGAAAUUGUUGCUUCUUCCCAAAUAAGCCUGGAAAGCAAAAUUCAUGAUGAUCCUUAUGAAUGUGCAACAGUAGCGACUACAGCAACAGAAGAUGAAACACUCUUAACUGCAGGUUCAAUUUGUGACACAAAUCAAGUUCCCAACAAACAGAUGAAGGACACUAGCUCCCAAGAAGACUCGGAUGCAAGCACAAUUUCCGAAAAUAUAACUCCCACUCCCUCAUGUUCUUCAGAGAAAAAGAAGUCAAAGACAUCGCUCUUCAAGUUAUUUAAUCACAAAAAUUUAUCAAAAUUGUCAAUCAAAGCAAUGACACCAUCUACUACGGAAGAGCCAAAAAAGACAACCGAGAAAAAGAAAGGAAAAGUCAAAACUUGGAAGAAGUUGCUCAAAAAAUUGUAAAAAUUCCAUAUCAUCUCCGAAUGAAAACAAAAUAAAAAUACAUGUGUUGAC